Molecule: messenger RNA, 2946 nt
Organism: Conger conger (European conger)
Lineage: Eukaryota; Metazoa; Chordata; Actinopteri; Anguilliformes; Congridae
Product: GTPase IMAP family member 8-like
Exons: 5
Coding region: 1-2946 (981 amino acids)
Molecular function (GO): GTP binding
Source: RefSeq, a predicted model, not a curated record
AUGAUCGUGUACGCGCUGGGGCAGCCGCGCUGGGGCCGCUGCCUCAGAGACGAGCACGGCCGCUCGGAGCUGCGUCUCGUUCUGCUGGGCGGGCGACGCUCGGGGAAGAGCUCGGCAGGGAACACCGUCCUGGCCGAAGAGACGUUCCCCACGGGGGUACGCACCGGCGCGUGCGUGGGGAGACGGGGACAGGCAGGCACCAGGCGGGUCACCGUAGUGGACACGCCCGGCUGGUGGUGUGACUUCCAGGCACGGGACACCCCGGAGCUGCUCAAGCAGGAGAUCGUGUGGCGGGGUGCCACUCGGUCCCUCCCUGGGCCCCACGCUUUUCUCCUGGCGGUCAAGGCGAGCUCGGCCUUCACGGAGAAGCGCAGGAGAGCCGCGGAGGAACACCUGGCGCUUUUCGGCGAGAGGGUUUGGGCGCACACCUUGGUGCUGUUCACCUGGGGGGAUUGGCUGGGGCACACGACCGUGCGCCAACACGUCGAGAAACAGGGGAAGGCCCUUCAGUGGCUGGUUGAGAAAUGUGGGAACAGGUACCAUGUGCUUAGCAACAAGGCCCCGACGACUGUUGCCCAGGUCGCAGAGCUGAUGGACAAGGUGGACAAGAUGGUCGCCGGAAACGGCGGUCGACAUUACGAGACGGACAGAAAAGCUCUACAGGAGGAGGAGGAAAGGAGGGAGGCGGUGAAUGAAAGAGUGAAACAGAGACAGGCGGAGGUGAAGAAGCAGAGAUCCCUCCUUACAGGGGCGGUGCGGAGUCUCCCGGAGCUGAGGGUCGUGCUUCUCGGCGCGCACCGGUCGGGAAAGAGCUCGGCGGGGAACCGCAUCCUGGGCCGCGGCGAGUUUCGGGUCGGCGCCAGGACGGCGAGCUGCGCGGCGGGGCGGGGCGGAGCCGCGGGGAGGCGGGUCACCGUGAUCGACACGCCGGGCUGGUGGAUGAACUACCGCGCGGACGAGUCGGCGGAGUUCGACAGGCGGGAGGUGCGGCGUAGCGCGGGACUGUGCCCGCCCGGGCCCCACGCCGUCCUGCUGGCGGUGCGAGCGGACAGGGCAUUCUGGGAUACGCACCGGCGGGCACUGGAGGACCACGUGGAGCUCCUGGGGGAGGGCGUCUGGAGACACGCCGUGGUGCUCUUCACGUUCGGGGACUGGCUGGGCGGGAGGAGCGCGGAGGAGCACGUGGAGGCGGAGGGUGGCGCCCUCCGGUGGCUGGUGCAGAAGUGCGGGAACAGGAGCCACGUCUUCGGCAGCGGAAACGGCGGCGAGGUCGCGCAGCUGCUGGAGAGGAUCGAGGAGACGGUGGCGGGGAACGGAGGCCGGCAUUACGCACCCGGCGGGAUUUCGCGGGAAGCGGAGGAGGAGAGGAGGAACGCAGUGGAGCGGAGAGCAAAAGAAAGGAUGAGCAAAGCACAGGAACAAAGAAGGGCCAUUAGAUCACUCCUCCCCGGAGGCAUCCCCACGCUCUCAGACCUGACGGUUGUGCUCCUGGGAGGCGUUAGUGUGGGGAAGAGCUCAGCAGGAAACACAAUCCUGGGCAGAGAGGCGUUUGAAGCCGGCCUGCAGACAAAGCGUUGGCGUAAGGCAGAGGGCAGGGCGUGCGGAAGGCGGGUCACCGUGGUGGACACGCGGGGCUGGCGAACGGGUCGCUCGGAGGCGGGCGAGCGGGAGAUUCGGGACGCCCCGUCUCUGCGCUCCCUGAAACCGAACGCCCUGCUCCUGGUGGUGAACGCGAGCGCGUCGUUCACGGAGACGCACCGGAGGGCGACGGAGGAAGGCCUGGAGCUGCUCCUGGGAGAGGGGGCCUGGAGCCGCGCCCUGGUGCUGUUCACCCACGGCGACUGGCUGGGCGGCACCGCCGUGGAGCAGCGCAUCGAGGCGGAGGGUGGCGCCCUCCGGUGGCUGGUGGACCGCUGCGGGAACAGGUACCACGUCCUCGACAACAAGAGCGAGGGAGACGCUCAAGGGCAGGUCAGAGAGCUGCUGGAGAAGAUCGAGGAGACGGAGGCGGGGCGGAGGGAGGCCGAACGACAGCAGAGGAACGAGGAGAUUACCGCCCAGCUCCACGCACGGCGUCUGGAGGAAGAGCUGGACACAGAUCCGCUCUUACCCGUCUGCACUGGUCACCAUCGCUGCGAGACAAAGUGGGGCAGUUCAGGCAAGACUUUGGAGACGCAAGACUCGUUAAAGCUCCACAUCCUGCCAGUGCUUAGCCUAAUUCUGCAGAGCAGGAGCAGACCUGGUAGAAGCGCGGGAGAAGGCAUUACACCAGGCAGGGGGCGGGAGGGGUCUCGGGCCCAGGAGCCAGGAGGACCACCCCUGCGGAUGGAGAGGGACGAGAGCAGGGACGGGACAGCGGGACAGGUGGUGAACGCCUCUGGUCCCAAACCUCAGAGGCCCAUCCUGGUGUUCCCGGGAGACCAGCCGAGCUGGAGGUCCCGGGAGAGAGCGGGGGAGGUUUCGGGUAAAGUCUGGGCGGAGCUCGCCGCGAUCCUUUUAACCCGCGUGGAGGGGCUGAACGAGGGCGACGGGCCCGUCCGAUCGGGCAGCGGGGACACCGCCAGCACCAUCGAAGAGCUGGAAGCGUUCAUCGACGCCUACUUCGAAACGGUGAGGGGGGGUGCGGUGACGAGCCCGUCUGCGGUGGAAACUCGGCCGGACUACAGCACGGGGUCACGGCGGCCCUCGUCCAGCCGACCCCCGAUCAGGGUCGGCGGAGGACACACCGAGCCGGACGACGGGAACCCGUCAUCGAUCGAACAAAAACCGUCCAAACUCGACGUCCUGGAAGCGAUGCAGAGGCGCUUGGCGGACGUGGACCAAACGCUUCGGCUGAGCCUUCAGGUCCUCCGAGAACUGAGGGGGAACGCUAAAGAACCGCAUUCCGACGGCGGAGAACCAGGAGAACCGGAAGAACCAGAGGGAGGCAACGAGGGCCGCAUCUGA